Molecule: messenger RNA, 2045 nt
Organism: Sorex fumeus (smoky shrew)
Lineage: Eukaryota; Metazoa; Chordata; Mammalia; Eulipotyphla; Soricidae
Gene: HDC
Product: histidine decarboxylase
Exons: 12
Coding region: 2-1990 (662 amino acids)
Biological process (GO): histamine biosynthetic process; L-histidine catabolic process
Molecular function (GO): histidine decarboxylase activity; pyridoxal phosphate binding
Source: RefSeq, a predicted model, not a curated record
GAUGAUGGAGCCCCAGGAGUACCGAGAGAGAGGGAAGCAGAUGGUGGACUACAUAUGCCAGUACCUGAGCACCGUGCGGGAGCGCCGGGUCACCCCGGACGUGCAGCCUGGCUACUUGCGAGCCCAGAUGCCUGAGAGCGCACCUGAGGAGCCUGACAGCUGGGACAGCAUCUUUGGGGACAUAGAGCGAAUCAUUAUGCCUGGGGUGGUCCACUGGCAGAGCCCACACAUGCACGCCUACUUCCCAGCUCUCAACUCUUGGCCUUCGCUGUUGGGGGAUAUGCUGGCGGAUGCCAUCAACUGCUUGGGGUUCACUUGGGCUUCCAGCCCUGCGUGCACGGAGCUGGAGAUGAACGUCAUGGACUGGCUGGCCAAAAUGCUGGGGCUCCCCGAGCACUUCCUGCACCACCACCCCGGCAGCCAGGGGGGCGGCGUGCUACAGAGCACGGUCAGCGAGUCCACCUUGAUUGCCUUGCUGGCAGCAAGGAAGAACAAAAUCCUGCAAAUGAAAACCUCAGAGCCUGGUGCGGACGAGUCCUCCCUGAAUGGCCGGCUUGUUGCCUAUACCUCCGACCAGGCUCACUCCUCCGUGGAAAAGGCUGGAUUGAUUUCGCUUGUGAAGAUGAGGUUUCUGCCUGUGGAUGACAACUUCUCACUCCGAGGAGAGACUCUGCAGAGGGCCAUAGAGGAAGACAGGGAGAGAGGCUUGGUGCCCGUCUUUGUCUGUGCCACACUUGGCACCACCGGGGUCUGUGCGUUUGACUGCCUGGCAGAGCUGGGCCCUAUUUGUGCCCGCGAGGGGCUGUGGCUCCACACGGAUGCUGCCUACGCGGGCUCAGCCUUCCUGUGCCCCGAGUUUCGGGGCUUUCUGGAGGGCAUCGAGUACGCGGACUCCUUCGCCUUCAAUCCUUCCAAGUGGAUGAUGGUGCAUUUCGACUGCACCGGCUUCUGGGUCAAGGACAAGUACAAGCUGCAGCAGACCUUCAGCGUGAACCCCGUCUACCUCAGGCACGCCAACUCGGGCGUGGCCACCGACUUCAUGCACUGGCAGAUCCCCCUGAGCCGGCGCUUCCGCUCCAUAAAGCUCUGGUUCGUGAUUCGCUCCUUCGGGGUGAAGAAUCUGCAGGCGCACAUCAGACAUGGCACUGAAAUGGCUCAAUACUUCGAAUCUCUAGUCAGAAAUGAACCUUUCUUUGAAAUUCCUGCCCAGAGGCACCUUGGCCUGGUGGUUUUUCGUCUAAAGGGUCCCAAUUGUCUCACAGACCGUGUGUUAAAGGAGAUAAACAAAACUGGCCGCCUCUUCCUCAUCCCAGCCACCAUUCAGGACAAGCUUAUCAUCCGUUUCACUGUGACCUCCCAGUUCACUACCAGGGAUGACAUCCUGAGGGACUGGAAUCUCAUUCGUGAUGCUGCCUCACUCAUCCUGAGCCAGCAUUGUACCUCUCAGCCGAGCCCUCAGGGUGGGAACCUCAUCCCCCAAACCUGGGGCCCCCAAGCUCUGGCCGAUGGAACGCCCCUUCAGUCUGUCAGUGGGGCAGGGGAUGUCCCAGCUGAGGCCGGGAAGAUCAGCCAGCAGCCUCAGCGUGUGGGAAUGGGGCCCAUGAGGAGGGAAGGUGUUGGCCGUCUUGAAAGCCUGCUGGACCCCCUGGACGACUGCUUUUAUGAAGAGGCUCCAGAUGUGGCCAAGCACAAGCUGUCCUCCUUCCUGUUUAGUUAUGUAUCUGUGCAGAACAAGAAGAAGACGGUGCGCUCCCUCAGCUGCAACAGCGUGCCCGUGAGCGCCCAGAGGCUGCUCUCCUCAGAGAGUGCUGCCAAGAACGGGGGUUCCUCCCGGCUCUGCCUCUUCUCUCGCUUUCCCGAAGAGAUGAUGAUGCUGAAGAAAAGUGCCUUCAAAAAACUAAUCAAGUUCUACAGCGUCCCCAGCUUUCCGGAAUGCAGUUCCCAGUGUGGCCUCCAGCUGCCCUGCUGUCCCCUGCAGGCCCUGGUUUAGAGCAGAGCCCUCGGCUCCGCCUGGCUGCCUCUCACUGCCUGUUGCUGAAUUUGUG